ACGUGGCCUGCUAUGAUUACCUCUAAUGUGAGCAGUUACAACCCGGGGCCUUUCCUUUUGGUGGGGAUCCCAGGCUUGGAGCAAUUCCACGUGUGGAUUGGCAUUCCCUUCUGUGUGAUCUACAUCAUAGCUGUGGUGGGAAACUGUAUCCUUCUCUAUCUCAUCACAGUGGAGCGGAGCCUUCAUGAGCCCAUGUUUUUUUUUCUGUCCAUGCUGGCAAUGACUGAUCUCAUCCUGUCUACAGAUGGUGUGCCUAAAACACUCAGCAUCUUCUGGAUGGGGGCUCGAGAAAUCACAUUCCCAGGCUGCCUCACGCAAAUGUUCUUCCUCCACUAUAGCUUUGUCCUGGACUCAGCCAUUCUAAUGGCCAUGGCAUUUGAUCGCUAUGUGGCCAUCUGUUCACCCUUGAGAUACGCUACCAUCUUGACCCCCAAGACUAUCGUCAAGAUUGCUGUGGGCAUCUCUUUCCGAAGCUUCUGUAUCAUCUUGCCAGUUGUAUUCUUGUUGACACGCUUACCUUUCUGUAGAACACGCAUCAUACCUCACACAUAUUGUGAGCACAUAGGUGUUGCUCGGCUUGCAUGUGCGGAUAUCUCCAUCAACAUCUGGUAUGGGUUUUGUGUCCCCAUCAUGACAGUCAUCUCAGAUGUGGUCCUCAUUGCUGUCUCCUACACUCUCAUCUUAUGUGCUGUUUUUCGCCUCCCCUCCAGAGAUGCACGCCAGAAAGCCCUGGGUACCUGCGGUUCCCAUGUCUGUGUCAUCCUCAUGUUUUACACACCUGCCUUUUUCUCCAUCCUCGCUCAUCGCUUUGGACACAAUGUCUCCCUCACAUUCCACAUCCUGUUUGCCAAUCUCUACAUUGUUAUUCCACCAGCAAUGAACCCUAUUGUCUACGGAGUGAAAACCAAGCAGAUCAGAGAAAAGGUCAUCCUUCUAUUCUCUGUCAAGAGCAUAGAAGGUUGA
This is a messenger RNA of Mus pahari (shrew mouse), 963 nucleotides long. Its product is annotated as olfactory receptor 52H1. Gene Ontology annotation, cellular component: membrane. Gene Ontology annotation, molecular function: olfactory receptor activity; G protein-coupled receptor activity. The record is from RefSeq and is a predicted model, not a curated record. The transcript has a single exon. Lineage: Eukaryota; Metazoa; Chordata; Mammalia; Rodentia; Muridae. Bases 13 to 963 code for a protein of 316 amino acids. Gene Ontology annotation, biological process: G protein-coupled receptor signaling pathway.